Molecule: messenger RNA, 1807 nt
Organism: Asterias rubens (European starfish)
Lineage: Eukaryota; Metazoa; Echinodermata; Asteroidea; Forcipulatida; Asteriidae
Product: splicing factor 3A subunit 2-like
Exons: 8
Coding region: 146-1552 (468 amino acids)
Biological process (GO): spliceosomal complex assembly
Cellular component (GO): nucleus; U2-type prespliceosome; U2 snRNP
Molecular function (GO): nucleic acid binding; zinc ion binding
Source: RefSeq, a predicted model, not a curated record
AUAGUAACAGGUGAGUCUUCAGCGUUUGGCACACGUGUAAACGUGAAUCGGACGAAAGAAAAUUUGGUUUGACCAAUCAACCAAUCAUCCCGAAGACAUUGUUCUUCCAUUGUUCUAGAUCCAUCAGUCUUGAAGAAAGACCAAGAUGGACUUUCAGAAUAGAGCAGGAGGCAAGACGGGAGGAGGAGGGGUUGCCUCUGAGUCCGAGAGUAACCGAGACAGGAGGGAACGACUCAGGCAGUUGGCCUUGGAAACAAUCGAUCUAAACAAGGAUCCUUAUUUCAUGAAGAAUCAUCUGGGUUCUUAUGAAUGCAAGCUGUGCCUGACUUUACAUAAUAACGAAGGGAGCUAUCUGGCCCAUACACAGGGCAAGAAGCAUCAGUCUAAUCUAGCAAGGAGAGCAGCGAAAGAAGCCAAGGAUGCUCCAGCCCAGCCAGCUCUGCUAGAGAAGGCAAAAGUAGACAUCAGAAAGUUUGUCAAGAUUGGACGACCUGGAUACAAAGUGACAAAGCAACGGGAUUCAAACUCGGGUCAACAGAGUCUUCUGUUCCAGAUUGAUUACCCGGAAGUUGCUGAGGGUGUGAACCCCCGUCACCGGUUCAUGUCUGCGUAUGAACAAAGAGUGGAACCCCCUGAUAAGAAAUGGCAGUACCUGCUGUUUGCUGCAGAGCCUUAUGAGACCAUUGCUUUCAAGGUGCCCAGCCGUGAAGUGGACAAAGCGGACAGUAAAUUCUGGACCUCCUGGAACAAGGAAACGAAGCAGUUUUUCUUACAGUUCCAUUUCAAGAUGGAACCAAAGCCGAUGCAAAAUUCAAAUGAUGGCCCCGGAGCCGGACCUCGUUUCAGAGGCCCUCCACCAUCCGACGAUCGCCAACAAGGACCACCGCGUCCCGACAUGCGUGGCCCUCCUCCACCCCUACGAGGUGGCCCGCCGCCCCCAGAAGGUUUCCGUGGCCCUCCGCCGAGAUUCGGGGGACCACCCAGACCCCCUGGACCUCCCGAUGGUUUCCUAGGUCCAAGAGGUGGUCCUCCUCCGCGCCAUCUCAUGGGUGGACCCCCACCUCAGAUGAGGGGUCCCCCUGAGCCUCCAGGUGUGCCAACCUCAGGACCACCCAGCUUGAUGGCACCGCCUCCUAAACCCCCCAUACCACCCCCAUCGAUAGGCCCCCCUUCAAUAGGUCCCCCAUCGAUGGGUCCCCCAGCAUUAGGCCCUCCAUCGAUGGGCCCCCCAUCGUUGGGUCCACCAACCGGUCAGGAUCUCCCGCCGGGUAUGGAGCGACCUCCAAUGAUGGCCAUACCUCCCCCGCCACCUCCCGUGUUUUCAACCUCGGGAGGCACCUCUCUUCCACCCCCUCCUGUACCUCCUCCCAAUAUGCCUCCGCCUCCCAUGUUUGGCAUGAAGCCCCCUCCAAUGCCCCCUGGGUUUCCUGGAGUUCCCCCACCCAAUUUGAUGUCGGGUGGGCUACCCUUACCGGUACCACCUCCUCCUCCCCCGACACCCAUGGCACUCCUGAAGAGCUUCCAGGAACAAGAUGAUGACGAUGAGAAUUAGAUGAAAAUACAAUUGUGUAAAGUGAAUUGCCCGUUAAAGGCACUGGACACGUUUGGUAAUAAGUCAAAGACCAGUACAUGUAUGUAUUCUCACUUGGAGUAUCCCAACAUAUGAAUAAAAUUUAGUAAAAAAUGUGAACAUUCUCUGAGAUAAUUCUCUGUGAAAAAUUGGCCUAUUUGCUCAUCGAAUUUGCAAGAGACUUAAGAGAGAAAAAAACACUCUUGUUGCAUUACUUUGUGUGAUUCCAAAUGCAUA